Molecule: messenger RNA, 11781 nt
Organism: Monascus purpureus
Lineage: Eukaryota; Fungi; Ascomycota; Eurotiomycetes; Eurotiales; Aspergillaceae
Source: the annotation of a GenBank genome assembly
AUGGCAAUGGCUACUUCUCCAGCUCACGACUCCCAGGCAGGCCUUGUGGGAAUCACCGGAAUGGCCUGCCGAGUCCCUGGGGCCAAGACUGUCCACGAGUUCUGGCAGCUCAUGAAGGAACCAAGGGAUCUUCGCAGGAAGAUGCCAGCUGAUAGGUUUAAUGUGGAUGGGUUCUACCACCCCAAUGGGCAGAACAAGGGCACGUUGAACGCACCGUAUGGGUAUUUCCUGGAUCAGAACCUGGGUGACUUUGAUGCCGGUUUCUUUGGCAUCUCCCCAAAGGAAGCUGAGGCGAUGGACCCUCAGCAACGAUUUGCUUUAGAAGUGGUGUAUGAAGCACUCGAAGACGCGGGAAUCCCAUUCUCUCAGAUCGCCGGUUCUCGAACCUCGGUUUACUGUGGUUCUUUUACCAAUGACUAUGGGAAACUGAUUGACCGAGAUAUGGCCUCGUACCCUACAUACACGGUCACAGGUACCGGUCAAACGAUCCUGUCCAAUCGUAUCUCCUACUUCUAUGAUCUCCAUGGAGAGAGCAUGACCGUGGACACGGCAUGCUCCUCGUCGUUGAUCUGUCUCCAUCUAGGUUGCCAGUCCCUCCGCAACGGCGAAUCGGAUAUGGCAAUAGUCGUUGGCUCAGCCCUUCACUUCGAUCCCAACAUGUUUGUGACAAUGGCUGAUUUCGGUAUGUUGUCCCCUGAUGGACGAUCCCGGUCCUUCGAUGCAAAUGGCAAGGGAUAUGCCAGAGGUGAGGGCAUAUGCGUGGUAAUCCUGAAGCGGCUACAUGAUGCCGAGGAAAGCAACGACCGCAUUCACGCAGUGGUUCGAGCCACUGGGGCGAAUCAUGACGGCACCAAGAACGGAAUCACGCUGCCCAAUCCGGCGGCCCAGGAAGCACUUAUGCGGGACGUGUAUCGGAGAGCCGGGAUAUCGACAAAGGAUACUGUAUACUUCGAGGCUCAUGGAACGGGAACCAAAGCAGGAGACCCACGGGAAACUCGAGCGGUUGGAGCCGUUUUCGCAGACGAUGGCCGCUCAGAGCCCCUGUACAUCGGAUCCGUGAAGAGUGUUAUCGGCCAUCUUGAAGGGGCGGCUGGUUUAGCCGCUGUGAUCAAGGCGACGCUGAGCGUCAAGAAUGGCCAGAUUCUUCCGAACAUGCAUUUCAUCCAGCCAAACCCGGAGAUUGACUUUAAGAAAUGGAAUCUACACGUCCCUACUCGGGUGGUUGACUGGCCUGCUGACCAUCCCUGCCGUCGGGCAAGUAUUAAUUCUUUUGGUUACGGAGGCUCCAAUUGCCAUGUUAUCGUGGAGGCAUACAGUUCCCGAAACAAUGCCCCUGGUAACUAUACCGCAUCUGACCGUCGAUAUCUUCUCCCCAUCGCUGCGCACUCGGAGAAGGUGGGAAAGAAGGUCGCGACGGCGUUGCGAGACUAUCUCCUUCAACAUCCGCAUGUCAGUAUGGCCGACCUGGCAUAUACCCUCAGCCAUCAUCGUGCCAAUCAUGAGAAACGGUCCUUUGUCAGCGCAGUAUCCGCUGCAGAAGCAGCUGCCUGUCUGGGAGAUUCAGAAAAGCCCCUGGUCUGGAACACAGUUAAACAGACCAGGCGUUUGGGCUUCGUGUUCACCGGACAGGGAGCACAAUGGGCACGUAUGGGUGCCACCUUGUUGGAUAGCUCUGCCCCUUUCCGCAGGGCCAUUGACGAGUAUGAUAGAAUCUUGCAAAGCCUGCCCGAUUCACCCGACUGGACCGUCAUCGAUGAAUUGAAAAAGAGCAAAGAAGAGUCUCGGAUCAACAAGCCACAAUUCUCCCAGCCCAUGUGCACUGCAGUUCAAUUAGGACUCCUAGCACAGCUGCAGGAGUGGGGGAUCAAACCCUCUGCAACAGUAGGGCAUUCGUCUGGAGAAAUCGCCGCAGCGUAUGCCGCCGGUCUCAUCUCUUUCUCUUCCGCUACCGUCAUUUCAUACUACCGUGGAAGAUAUACCUCGCAAGAUUCGUCGAACACACCUCGGGUCCCUGGAGGCAUGCUUGCUGUUGGAAUGACCGAGGCAGAGGCGCAAAAGGCGCUUGAACACUACCAUGGUCGAAUCUGUGUGGCAGCGAUCAACAGCCCGUCGAGUCUUACCUUGUCGGGUGACCUGGAUGCUAUCAGGGAGCUCAAGGAGACGCUGACACAGCAGAAGCUCUUUGCGCGGUCCCUGGUGGUGGAACAGGCCUACCACUCGCAUCACAUGCUUCCCUUCUCUGACGUUUAUCUGCAAGCGAUGGAGGGCUGUGCUCAUCUUGCCCCUGCUCAGCCAGCCGCUGUGUCCAUGGUCUCAAGUGUUACGGGUCGUCGCCUUCAUGAACGCGCAGCUGGGCCCCAAUACUGGGUAGACAACCUUGUCUCGCCUGUCCGGUUCUUCGAUGCGGUGACGGAAACGGUCUUUGACGAGGCCGACCACGUCCAGGUUGAUGCCUUUGUCGAGAUUGGGCCUCACCCUGCCCUUAGAGGGCCUGUUCGACAGACCCUGGCGUCACUCGCCCUUGAAAUCCCCUAUGUGGGAACUCUCUCUCGUGGUGUUGACGAUUUUCAAUCUUUGCUCACGACAGCAGGGCAGCUUCAAUCCCUCGGAUACCCAAUUGAUAUGGAUAAAGUCAACGGUUACGAUACCUGUCUGAGACAGCGAGUCGACGACCUUCCCACUUACCCCUGGGAUCAUGUUCGAUAUUGGGCUGAAACCCGCCUCGCUACCGCAUAUUUGCAACGCAAGUAUCGUCACCCUCUUCUGGGUGCUCCCCAACCGGAUUCGACAAGCCAGACGAAUCGCUGGCGGAAUUAUCUCCGCCUCAAAGAGAUUCCUUGGCUUGCGGGUCACAGGGUACAGGGUCGAGUGAUCUUUCCGGCGGCCGGGUAUCUCAGUUUAGCAGCAGAGGCCGCAUACCGGGUCCAGGAGGUCGGUUCCGUGAGCGUUUUCAGGUUCCGGGAGGUGCAUAUCAAAGCUGCGCUUGAGCUCUCCGACAAUGAGACCGGAACAGAAAUAAUAUUUGAACUUCGGAUGUUAGCCGGCAAGGUUGGAUCACGGGCCGGAGAAUGGCAGUUUAUCCUUCACUCCUUUGAUGCGAAAGGCAAUUCCAGGGAGCAUUGCCAUGGCAUUGUUAGCAUCGACAAUGACAACACCCCUGACGCAUUAUCGAAGACCAGCACUCUCGCGGAUGUCACGACCGAUUUGGACAUCGCAGCCUCUCGGACCGUAUCCGACGAGCGUUUCUAUCACAAGCUCCACGCUCUCGGUCUGGAGUAUGAUGGUCCAUUCAAGCUGCUCAGGGGAAUGAUCGAGUCUCAGGCUGGUUUCGCUACGGCUACCGUCGCAGCUCCGGCUCCAGAGUCAUCCGGCAUUUGUCUACUGGAUCCCGGAUUUCUGGACGCAACUCUGCAUCCCAUCUUCGCUGCAGUAGAGGCGGAACUAGGGAGGCCGAUCACGCAAGCAUUCCUGCCCGUUUAUGUGGACACCCUUGAGAUAUCGGGUCUGCUGCUACGGAAGCCAUGUCCUGCUGACAUGAGGGUGUUUUCGCGCGCGAAGAGAGUUUCUGGACGGUCACUAAUAGCGAGUGUCCAUGUGUACGAAGCGUCGGAAACAUCUCUUCUUACGCUGAAAGGACUGGAACUUCGAGCCCUUGGGACGGACUUGAGCGCAGAGAACCAGCGGUCUCUGUUCCAGAAAGUCCGGUGGCUGCCCUGCUUUGAUCUGCUGAGUUCGACGAGGCACGCAGCUGAUGAUCUUGCUAGUUUCUCGAUGGAGAGCUUGUUGGAUAUGUUCGCUCAUCAGCAUCCCAAUGCCUCCAUUCUUUAUAUAAUGUCGGAUGUCGGGAGCACGUUCAAGCAGCUGGUGAAUGGGAUUGGACUGCAAGCUCGUACCCGAAAGAGGUACAAGGAUAUCACAAUUUUCUCUCCAUCUGUGAGUACCGUUGAGGAGUUGGAGGCAUUGAAGAGACUAGGGAACUGGCCGUCUGUGUCUAUACUGUCCGAGAUCCCAUCCCAGAGGUCUUUUGAUUUGGUCGUUGCCUGCAAGCAGAUGACUCUGCCUCCAGAGCUCGUGAAAAUGAACGGCGUCCUCAUAAGCGACGCUAGAAUUGUACCAGAAAGCCACAAUAUGGUUAGGCGGUUCCAGCAUGGUCAUAUCGACUGCUGGCAGAAAACUUCCCCCAGCGGGCGUGAUGGUGCUGUUCAACCGACUGCGGUCGUGACAACGACCGCCCCAUCCUCCCGGACGAUGCAGCUCAUCGGCCUUCUAGAGAAGAAAGGUAGUCCUAUCACGAGGACUACAUUUACUGAGCUGGAUGGGGUCGCGCUUCAGGAUAUGCCAGAGACACUCAUCGUGUUGGAAACGCUCGAUGAGUGCUUCCUUCACCAGAUGGACUCCGGUCACUCAGCUUAUUUCGAUGGCAUGAAGGAAUUACUCUCAACUCAUGGCAAGCGUAUUAUCUGGGUGUUGGAGGGAUCCGCCUUCGAGCCAACCAACCCACAGCAUGCCAUGAUCUACGGAAUGCUGCGCGUGGCCCGAAGCGAAAAUGAGCUCUCUCAGAUCGUCUGUUUGGAUGUCGCCCCCAGCAGUGAAGCUCCCCAGAUAUUCCAAGCGAUGGAGUCUCUCCUGAACCCCCAGGUCACGGCUGAAGAUGAAAUUGCAGCGCGGAACGGCAUGUACUACAUUCCUCGUCUGGAGAUGGAUGACACACUCAAUGGCAAGCUAUUCAACGGCUACGGACGAUCGCCAUUGCAGGCCCCAUUAGCGCAAGAGCAAGUGUUGCAGUUGCGAUCAACAGCCAUUGGCCCCCGCCGGGGCUUGAUGUUUGACCCGGUGUCGAUGCCGGCACUUGGUGAUGAUGAACUGGAGAUUGAGGUUAAGGCAACCGAAAUUAUGCAGAAAGACGCUCUGGAAGCUCAGAGGGACUCAUCUGAUGCCCGAUAUGGAGGCGAUUGCGCUGGCAUUGUCGUGCAGAAAGGAUAUAAUAUCCGCGACGAGGAAUUCACCCUCGGUGACCGAGUGGCUGUCAUCCGCCCUCUGGGGGGAUCCAUUCGAAAUCGUUUACGCAUACCAGCCGCUUACUGCCGCCGCCUGCGAGAUGAUGAACCAUUCCAUCUGGCUGUACUCUGGCCCACCUCUGUGGCGAUGGCGUACUACGCCCUCGUUCAUCUUGCGCACGUCGUCCCGGGAGAAAUCGUCCUGGUACUCUCGGCAGAGAGUGAAACUGGACAGGUCAUUCUGCAGCUUGCCAAGCACCUCGGAGCAACGGUUCUUGCGAUUGCAAAUACAAUGAGUGGGAAACUGAGCUUGCUCAAUUCCUUCCCGGAUUCAACUGUUCUCACCCUGGAUGAAAUUACGAAUUCGAGCACUCAGACGUUCGGACGAGCGGACGUCAUCCUGAGCAACCAUGGGGUCAACCCAAGAUGGUAUCAUGGGGAAUUAUUAGGGCCAUGCGGGCGCUUUAUCGAUUACUCUGACAUUGAAGGUACCACGAGUCAUAUUGCAGAUGACAGUCAGGCUGAUGAAAUCUUGAUCCAUAGCGAAGUCUGUGCCAGGAUUGACCUCGACUGUCUUCUCAAGCAUCGACCAGUGCUGGUUUCUGAAGUCUUAGAAGUCGCGCACAAUUUGGUUAGAGAGAGAAUCGUGAAUAUUGGAGGCAAAGAGCCCAAGAUAUUCUCAUUCUCACAACUACAACUUGCAUUUGACCACCUGGCAUCUAUGCAGGACACUGUGCCUACUAUCAUCACGGCCGAAGACGGCUGUCAAGUCAGCGUCUCGCCACCAUCCUUCGGCUCCACCCCAUUCAUCUUCUCCCCGGACAAAGUGUAUCUUCUCGUGGGGGGCCUGAGCGGUCUUGGCCUUGAGCUGGCCGAAUGGAUGGUGCUCCGUGGCGCGCGUCAGCUUGCUUUCAUGUCUCGAUCGGGUGCAGGAAACGCCGCUGCGACUGCUAUGCUGGCGAGAUUGGCGGCAAAAGGGGCGCGAACAACGGUGUACCGAUGCGAUGUGACCGAUUUCUCCGCAGUGGGACAAUGCAUCAUGCAGAUAGGGCCUCAGUUAGGCGGUAUUUUCCAUGCCGCUGCGGUGAUUGAUGACUGCCCCCUGCAGCAGAUGUCCGUUUCCCAAUGGUGUCGCACAAUCUCGCCCAAGGUCCGCGGAGCAGACAACCUUGAUCGAGCAACAGCAGGCAUGGACUUGGACUUUUUCAUCUGCUUCUCCUCUGCCUCAGCAGUGGUUGGAACCAAGGCCCAGGCAAGCUAUGUGGCCGGCAACACCUACAUGGACGCCCUGAUGCGGAGCCGUCGACAGCGCGGACUAAGUGGCACGGCCAUUAAUAUCGGCAUGGUGAUAGGGAUUGGUCUGGUCGCUGCGGAUGCUAAGCUUGAGGCAAGCAUGAAACGGACUGGUUUCGAUCCGGUCAAUGAGUAUGAAUUCUUCUGUCUGAUAGAAGAGGCAGUUCAGACAGGACGCUCGCUGACGACCUCCGACGACGGGAACAUGGAGAGUUUCCGGAUUGUUACUGGGGCUCGCGUGACAGGGCCACAGUGCUUCUGGCACAAGAAACCUCUUUUCCGUCAACUAGCUGUUAUAUGUGAUGAAGAGGAAGAUAGUCCGGCUGCAAAGAGUGGGAAGAAAACGGACCUCAUCCCACUACUGCGUGCAGCGUCUGAUAACAAGGCGAGGUCCGAACUGGUCAUGUCCACCUUCUUUGAGACUCUCUCCAAGAUCACCGGCGUCGCAGUGGAUAACCUCAUUCCCGACAAGGCGCUUGUCAGCUACGGACUCGACUCGUUGGUGGCCAUGGAGAUCCGCAACUGGUUCUUCAAGACGCUCCAGGUGAAUGUCGCGGUAUUUGAAAUUCUUGGCUCAGAGAGUAUCGCUAGCCUAGUUUCUAGGGUGGUCAAGGACAUUCCAGAAAGCCUUCUUCAAGCGGAAAUGUCCCCAGAAACAGUUCCUAUCGCAGCUGUGAAGGUCCAGUUGCAGCGGGCCUCCAUUGGAAAGGUACCACGGCCAAGGCACAUCCCCAUGUCCUCGUACCAGACGCGGUUCUGGUUCAUGCAUCAGAUGGCGGAGGAUAAAUCUGCACUCAAUGUUUCUGUUACAUUGCAUCUGCGAGGACAGCUUGACAUCGGCGCUCUGUCGGCCGCGUUUGCCUCAAUACGACAACAGAACGAAGUCCUACGGACUGCGUUUGUCAUGGGAGACGAGUUUCCAGAACAGGUGGUGGUCAACAAGGACCACUACGAGAUUUCGAUUGAGAAUCUCUCAUUUGCAGCAAAUUCCGAGCAGGCGGUUUCAAUUCGCAUAGCCCAGCUCAGAAGCCGGGUUCUUGAUAUCGAGUCCGGCGAGACGGUAUCCAUAUCCCUGCUGAAAAUGGCACCCGACCGAUAUGCCAUUGUUUUGAUCGUGCACCACAUUGUAACUGACCGAGGCAGCUCAAAAGCCUUCCUCGAUCAACUUGUCACGUCCUACAACGAUGUGGUGUCAGGGAAAUCUCAAGAUGCGGUCCAGAUCGACCGGAGGACGCAGUACAUUGACUUCACUCUGUGGCACGAACAUCUUCUGCACAGCCCGGAGAUGAAACCACACCUCGAGUACUGGAUCUACAUGUUCAAGGAGACACCACCGGUCAGUGAAUUGCUUCCAUUUGCCCGUCCGCGACCGCAGACACAGUCCUUCAAGACAUCGUCUCUGUCGGCCACCCUAUCUGCGCCCCUGCUUGCCCGCAUGAGGCGUAUCGCAGCGCGAUUAGGUAGCACAGUCCCGCAAUUCAUUAUGGCGGCUUUACGAGUGCUUCAUUACCGCUACACGCAGCAGGAGGAUCUCACCAUCCACAUGGUUCACGGUGAUCGGCCCCAUCCCGAUGUUCACGACAUGCUGGGGAACUACGUCAACCUCCUUCCCAUCCGGUAUCGCCUCGAAUCACCCGACAUUACGUUUGACGCACUACUUGAACAGCUGCAGCACCGGGUCUGGGAGGCAAUGGAACAUGCCGCUAUUCCUUUCGAUAUGAUCGUGCGAGAAGCCGCCGUGCCACGGUCUAGCAGCCACUUCCCUCUUGGCCAGUUGGCAUUCAAUUACCAGAGCCACGGACACAUGAAGAAUUAUAGCACCCGGCACUUUGACAUUGGGCGAUAUGAGACUGUCGACAUUCCUACUGCGUGCGAUAUGAGCUUUGAGGCAAUUGAAGAUGCACAGGGUGGGCUGAAGUUUAAUCUGGAGUAUUCCCAAGCGUUGUAUAACAGCGACGAUAUGGAUCAGUUCCUUGAGAAUUUCCUGACCUGCUUGUCCUCGUCACUCAAGGAUUAUCGUCAGCCAAUCAAUGAGAUCCUCAUUUGCGGUUCAAAGGAAAGAACGCUUCUGGAGAAGUGCCGAAGUCAACCUGCCAGCGAUUUUGAUUCCCAGAUGGACAUCGCACAGAUCAUCUGCCAUCAAGCGGUCACUUGCCCUUCGUCUGUUGCACUACUCGACUCGGAUGGACAAAGUAUGACCUACUCUCAGCUGGUCGAUGCGGCAAAGAAGGUUGCUGCGAGCAUCCAGACCUGUGGUGCUAAGCCUGGAGAUACUGUGGGACUGCUUGCGACCCCCAGCGUUGACUUGCUUGUAUGCAUGAUAGGAAUCGUCUUCAGUCGAUGCGCCUUUGUGGCAAUGGAUCCCGACUUCCCUGAAGAGAGGCUGCAGUAUAUGGCUACGGACUCAGGGUGCGCGUUGAUUGUGACUGAUCUAGAGCCGAAUGGUCAGGAGAGGCGAUUCAGGCAAACUGUGAUCAAUAUCCGUUCAGUGACCAGUAAACCUCCAGUUCGAUCAUUUCAAUUGGCAACAUUUGAAGCGGAUCAUCCUUUUUACGUCACUUAUACUUCGGUAUGUCUGCUCUUCCUAUCACAGGAGGAUACAAAUUUACAGGUCAAUACUGACUACUGGCAGGGGAGCACUGGCAAACCGAAAGGCGUGGUGAUGCGCCACCGCAACGCGCAACCGAUGCUCCAAGACAUCCAGGGAGAAUUCCACUUUGACUCCCAUGAACACUUCCUUCUGGCAACCUCCAUAUGCUUCGAUCUAUCUGUCUUACAAAUUUUCACUCCCUUGUUAGUCCGCGCAACGGUGUGCAUCUCUUCGGCUGCUACCCGACGGGACCCCCUCCUCCUGGCGCAGUUCAUGAAGCAGAGCAGCGUCACCUUCACCUACUUCACGCCAUCCCAAUUCGCAGUGCUAGUGGAAGGUGCAGAGGACGAGCUGCGUGGAUGCAGCACCUGGCGCACGGCAUUUUUCUGUGGAGAGGUCCUUCAUCCCCGGCUCGCUCGACAGCUGUACGGCCUCCAGACACCGGCGGUUAUCUACAAUGCCUAUGGUCCGUGUGAAGCUAUGGUCCAGAUUACCCUCCAACGGGUCGAUAGGUCUGUCUCCGAGGACCAGCCAAUUUCCAUUGGGCGGCCUUUGAAACACUCUUGGUGCUAUGUUAUGGAUGCUGGCCUGAAUCCCAUCCCGGCCGGGGUCAUUGGAGAACUAUGUGUCGGCGGACCCCAGGUUGGGGACAGUUAUAUCAAUCGACCGAAGGAGAGCAGAAGAGCGUUCUAUCCUGAUCCGUUCGCCCAUAGUUCAGUUAGACAACAGUCGUCUCACAUUUUCCGCACAGGAGACAUGGCCCGGCUGAACCGCAACGGGACGAUCGACUAUAUUGGCCGCAUGGCGGGAACUACACAGGUGAAGCUUCGAGGAUACCGUCUUGAUCUCCUUGAUAUCGAGCAGAAUAUCCUGAUUGAAGAUGGUGCUACUGGAACCAAGGACCUUGCUGCGGCCUGCGUUGUGGCACGCACUUUGAACACCAGCACUACGGGACAUACUCUCGCUGACGAGAGGCAGCUGAUCGCCUUUCUAGUACUGCGAGAUUCCUGCGUCACUUCACCCCAUGAGGUUGUAUCUCGACUUCACCGCGGCCUUAGCAGGAGGCUCACCCACUUCAUGCUUCCCGGUGGAUAUCACAUUCUUCCUUGCCUGCCACAAACUAUUGGAGGUAAGACAGACCGCCAGAGUUUGCUGACCAUGCCAUUGAAUCUCGUUUACCCCCACUUGCAUCAGCAUGGUGGUAAGGAGAGCAAGUCAGAGGAUGAGAUCGAUGCAAAGUCAGUCUAUGGCUGGGUCGAGCAGCUAUUUCGGUCGACUCUGAACCUUAAACCAACGCAUAUCCUCGAUGCAGAAAGCAGCUUCUUUGAGCUUGGAGGCCACAGUGUACUUCUCCUCACCGUUCAAUCCGCAAUCAACCGCAAGUUUAAGGUAAAGAUUUCGUUGCGGGAUAUCGUCGACGAACCAACACCCAGCGGAGUGAUGGCGCACAUCUGCACCAUGAGAGGGAUCCCAUUCGAGCUCCCGAGCAAGAGCACCUCGUCUACGGGAACAAGAACGUCGAUCACUCCCAGUUCCACGUCCAGUGAGGUCCCAUUCCGUGUCACCUCGGGCAGCACCAGCCCAAGCGGUGCAACUCCUGUCAUGGAAAAGAUCAAGAUCAGCGAGGAGAUGAUGAAGGAGCGUCUCAACAGCACGAAGGCUGUUUUCCAAAUUGACUGGGAUGAGGAAACUCUGCUCCCCGUGGAGGACCGGUACCAUAUCCCUGUCGGAGGGGAAUCUGCUGCUCCGCAGCGGAUGACCGACAUCUUUAUCACCGGUGUCGACACCUUUGUCGGAAUCCAUUUCUUGGCCGAAGUCCUGGCUCGCUCCGAUGUGACAGUCCACAUUAUCGGCACUUCCCGCCGCAUCCGCCAUACCAGCGUCAUUGAGAGUCUGCAGAAGUAUGGGCUGUUGCGCGAUUCAGUCUCCUCGGGGACUGUCUGGGCGCGUGCGCGUUGCUACCACGGUGACAUGACACGGCCACAUUUCGGUCUCACCACAUCAGAAUUCCAUCGCCUCGGGGCCCGCAUCCAGGCCAUCUACAACCUAGGAGUAUACGUCUCACUGAUCCAGAAGUACUCCAACCUCAGGACAGUCAACACGCGCGCCAUCUUGGACGUCAUUGAACUGGCCGCUUGCGGUCCUCAUGUUUCCACAAUCCACCACCUCUCCACCUUCAGCGUGCCGCAUCUGCAGUCCUGGACGAAGUCCGUCCGCAUACAGGAUUCAUACUCUCUGACGGAAACACCACCAACCGACUACCGGCCUUCCACUUCCGACGACCAUGGCUACAUUAAGGCCCGCUGGGCAGCUGAGAUGCUUCUCGCUAACGCAGCCGAUCGCGGGUUCCCAACCUGCAUCUACAGAUCAUCCAUGCCCACUGCCAGUACGCAAACACAAAUCCCCCCAGCCGAGAACGGAGUCAUCGAGCGGAUCGUGACGCUCAUGCUGCAAACGGGCUACGUGCCUGAGCCACAGCCAGAACAGCCGGAUAUGGCUGUCGACUUGGUCCCUGUGAAUAUACUGUCAUCGUGGCUCUAUCUCCUGUCGACGGUGCCGCCGGAGACAGACCGGCUUCGCAUUUGGCAUCUCACCAACCCGCACCCUUUACCGUUCACUCAGAUUCUGGACGUCAUUCCCACAUUAGCUAACGGCCCGGGUCGUGGUGAACUGCUUAGUUUGGAGGCGUGGCUUGAGCGGGUUGAGAAGGUCUGUAGCGUCUCACAGAGAGAUCAGUUGAUAUGGGCCGCAACGACGAAUCUACUGAGGGAAGGUCAUAAUAUGUUUCAGUUGGAUGGGCAAAGCACGCAGUUAGCAUUGAAGCGGUUCCCUGAAGCGCUCAAGUGUCCUGCUGUGGAUGCCAGGUACCUUGACCAGUUGCUAAGCGCCAGGAAUCUGUAA